UUCUUAUCCCAAUUCCCAACACACAGCGAGUGAGAAAACACAUUUUAAUGAAACUGACGUAAGGGUUUUCGAAACGAAAUUUUAUAUCAGUGAAUUCUUUCAAUCUUGUGAAAUUCGUCCCACAGCGCCCGUAUAAAGGUGUUUGGGAGCUUUUCUGUGAAUAUCCACUUCAGCAGGUAGUAGCAUUAAUUGUGAUGAAGGUUUGGGCUGAAAAUGCUUUGAAAAUGGGAAAUUCGGUUCCGUCAAUAGUCGCUAGUGAAAAAUUUGUACUUUCGGAAUAUACGUAUUUCACUUUGGAAGGUGCUAGUGCCACUACAUCCUGACGGGAUAAAAUUGUUGAAGUGCGGAUUGCUUCAUAUGCGUAAAUCGCAAGAUAUCUGACGCGUUAGCUAACAAAAGGAUCAUUGUGGUAUAAUAAGUAUACCUAUGCUGAAAGGUUCAACCAUUUGUACCAUUCACUGCAGUCGAGGAGUAACCACUAUCUGAGAAGGAGAGCAAAAAAGAAAAAAAAGUAUCGCUGCUACGUAAUAGCUUAUUUUGUGAAGUUUUUCGUGUUUGAACUGUUUUGCAUUUGUUGGAAAGUCGGUGCUCUACUCCAUCGAGAAGAAAGCUUCGUGUAAACAAUGGAAUAUUCUAGUAAUGACGUGAAGCAGCUGUUCAGAUCCAUCUAUACAUUGGUCAAACAGCAAGAUGAGUGCAAAUCUUCGCUCUCCGUAGCCGCCAUGCAAGCUAAUGAUUUCCUAGAGGAACACAGACAGUUAGUAGGUCGCUGUGUCACGCUACUUUUCGAGGACUACGAGACGGUGGGCAAAAAAGCUCGCGAAAUACUGUGGCGCAAGGGUUAUUACGAUCUAAUUUCGGUGUUCAAGAAACACCAUCACCAAUUACUGCAACAACGGAGUCAAGCUGCAUCUGACGAUGUAAAUUUGGACAGAAAAGAACAGAUGCUGAAACAAGGCGUCGAACGAUUGCUUCUGGAUGGGAUGAACCAUCUGAAGGUGAUUGUUCUGCGUCUGGCACAAAUUUUUAAUCUGGAAAAUUUACGCUAUCUGGUAAGUUAUAGCUUGUUGGAGGACUAUGACGACGAGUUAUUGGUACGGGAAUCCAGUUGCUAUGAAAAUCUUAAUCUGAAAGAAGAGAGAAAUGACGACGAGAAAAAAGUAAUGUACACAAAACAAGAGGUUUCUUUCGCAUUCGAAUCGAUUCACUCACUACUGACGGCUUUGGGAGAUCUUCAUCGAUACUAUUGUGAGUUUGGAUUAGACGGGUUGACUAACGUCAAAAGUGUUACAGCAAAUUACUACUGGGAAGCAUUCAAACUCAACACCAAAGUUGGAAUCACUCAAAAUCAGUUGGGAACUUUGUUCAACGGCGACAACUAUAACUUGGAUUCGGUCUAUCACUAUCUAUACUCGCUAUGCUGUCAAAUUCCGUUCGAAUGCAGUGAGAUGAAUGUAUGCAAAAUUUUUCAAAAAAACAUACGAUAUUUAGAAUCGAAUGCAAGCGAUGAGAUAGAAGAGGAAGACUAUGCGGUUCGGGAAUUCGUAGCAAAGUUUUUGCUUGUGGUUGACGUGUUUUUCUAUGACAAAAGCGUUACGGAUUUCACGAGCCUGUGCCACUCGGUCCUGAUAGACUUCAAGAACAUUUUAGGAGCUCGGCAGCUUGUUGACGAUGAGUUCUACAUGAAGGGUGAUUUGAUUUUUAAAAUAGUGUCGAUUCUAUUCUUUUGUAUGUACAAAGUGAAGGCCAACAAUUCUGACAAAAUUUAUAGCUUAAAUGCGUUCAUGGUCGCAUUAUGCUCGGAGCUGCUGGAAUACUGCACAAUGUCGUUGGAGAAGUAUGUGGUUGAAAAUGUCAGAGAAGAUAAAAAGUUUCGUGAGAUGUACAUGGCAUUAUACCAGAAGUAUGACGAAGAAGUUCGUAAGUCCCGCAUGAUGAUGAAAGGAAACACGACCGGUCUGAUCAAAGAUCAAAAGUCGUCGUCUGGCGUAGAGGAGGGCAAUGGCAGCGAAGAUCACUCAAACAAGGAAAAUGAUGAAGGUGAUAAGAAAAGCCAAACGAGUUGUAAGCAACCCGGUGGUCUGAAGAAACAUGUUCGUAGACGCCGCCGAGCUUUGAUGAACGAAUCGGAUUCCGACAUUUCGGAUGCUGACGAUAGAAGUGAUUUCCAAUUAGACUCGGACUCCGAUGAUGAUGAUGAUGUGAGCUCAAUAUCAAGUUUCGAAUCGUACGAUGAUUUUUCGGAUGAAGACGAAGAGAAACAGCGCGAAAGCACAUUCAAGGAAUCUAACGACCGAGAAACAGUCGAUUCGGGGGCAAUUCUAACUCAUACGCAUGAGCUUACUGAUAAGGAAAUCUAUAAUAACACUAAUUCGGAUGAUCAGGGAGUUCAACUCAAGUUCAAGAAACGGUACCACAAAUUGAAUCCAAACAUUGUUAUAGAAUUUGCUGAAAAUGAGCGUACAAUGCGCUCCCUAAAACUCUUGUUCGAUUGGUUACAUACAAACAUGGACAUUUUAAUAGGAUGCUACCAAUCGAACCCCGAGUUCAUCCAUAAUAUAAUGAAAUUAUUGAACCAUUUCAACAUCGAUAUCUUCUCCAAUCGCUACUAUUUCCCACGAAAGUUGGUAGUAGUGUCAGGCAUAAGAGAUGAGUUCCGAGAACUGUUUGAAAUUCGUAGAACCAUUCCGCUGGAAGAGGAUAUUGCUAUGAAACAAUUUCCACUUUUCGAAACAGCUCAAGAUGAGCUUGAUUGGGAAACCAACUACCGUUUGGAGGUUUCCUCUGCGGAGCAAAGUUUUCUUCGGGUCAUGAAAAUGGUUGAUUUCGGCUUUUCACUUUGCAAAUCCAAAAAAUUCGACUACGCUUUCUGCCCGAAGGCACGUGAUUUUAGUCUCAAGAUCAAGAAGCAGCGGAAGCCACAACAACAACGUAAGCAAGAGGAUCAGAAAAAAGGCACAGAAAAAGGAGUGACCCGUAGUCGCAAUCGAGUUCGCCGACGUGAACAGCAUGAGGAAAAACGUCGUCUCCGAAAACAUCAGGACGACCAAGAGCAACGUGCAGAUCUGAGAGAUCGUCGGAACCGCGAUCGUAAUCGUCAGCAAAGCGAACGUCGCAGGGCCUUCACUGCUAUCGAGGGACCAAAAUCCAGCCAGGAAGGUGAUGGCAUUAAAUCAACCCCUGCCAUCAUAACGAAAAAAGGCUAUUUGAAGAACCGAACCAAUGGCAAGGGGCAACUAUCAAAACCAGCGAAGGAUGAAUCUACCCAUUCGGAUACGACAGCCGAUGAAAUACAUCAAGAAAAAAAUAUUAAUGAAUUAAUGGGUCAGCUGUGGUUAAGAAAUGAAGUUAAGACUUUGGAGUCUAAGGUGAAACGAGUGGUUAAUAUUACUUUGACGCCAUACUUAAUGCUUGACUCGAAAUGCUUAACAGAGUACACCUAUAUCGUCAAAAAUUUGGUUAAAACAAAGAAAUUCGUUAUUCUGAUUCCUACUGCGGUUCUUUCGGAUUUGGACGAGCUUAAAAAACACAGUGAUGGUGCACGCAAUGCUAUUAAAUGGCUUGAGUACGAAUUCAGUAAGGGAAAUCGGUUCCUUCGUUCGCAGAAAAAUCACGAGGUUCUGCCAAUGCCCUUGAUAAAAGUUCCGAAAAAGCUUGAUCGUGAUGCCAAUGUUUUCUAUCAAAUCGUUCAGUUUUGCAACCACAUCGUCACAAACCAUGCCGACAAAGAUAGUACCGAUAUCAUCACUUACCUGUCUGGAGAAACGCUACAAGAUAAAAAAUUACAUAAUUCCAGCUACAUUGGUAUUCUGGAAGCGAUCCCCGUCAAAUUCGAACAAAUCGUUUCGUUCUACUCUAGCUACAAAAGAAAAUGAGCCUCCAAUUGGUAAACGAUCUAAUGUACGGCAUAACUGUCCAAGGAACUCCAUUUCUGAAUCAUGCUCUUGGUAGCCAUCGCACGAAACGGUCGUGGGUGGCGGAGGCAUGGGUACAAGUAGGAUUCAGGGUUGCUUUUUUAUCAGAUAGAAAAAAUCAACAGCAGCAGCAGAAAGCAACAGCAGCAAUAGCUCAUCAGAGGGAGUAAUUCAUCAAACAAGGCCACAUUAACAGCAUAAUCCUUCCAUUAAAUGUGUCUAUUACACCUGUUCCUCACAGUGGACGAAGCAGAAUUUGGUUGUGGAGAAAACUGAACGGGAGUGAAUCAAUCAAGGUGAAACCCGCGGUGCAACACGUUUCUUGCUUUCGUUUCUAAUUGGUGGGAAGGAAGGAAUAUCGUUUUGUUGGUUGAUAUCUACAUUUUCUUUUUCUUUAAUUCACCAUAUAUAGAACUAUAAUCAUCCUAUAAACAGCAAUAGAACCAGCAAAACAUAAAUUUCAAUGCCUUGCAUCAUUAACAAGCCCAAAUAAUU
Molecule: messenger RNA, 4409 nt
Organism: Malaya genurostris
Lineage: Eukaryota; Metazoa; Arthropoda; Insecta; Diptera; Culicidae
Gene: Smg5
Product: nonsense-mediated mRNA decay factor SMG5
Exons: 5
Coding region: 624-3875 (1083 amino acids)
Biological process (GO): nuclear-transcribed mRNA catabolic process, nonsense-mediated decay
Cellular component (GO): telomerase holoenzyme complex
Molecular function (GO): telomeric repeat DNA binding; telomerase RNA binding; protein binding
Source: RefSeq, a predicted model, not a curated record